Molecule: messenger RNA, 2106 nt
Organism: Vanderwaltozyma polyspora DSM 70294
Lineage: Eukaryota; Fungi; Ascomycota; Saccharomycetes; Saccharomycetales; Saccharomycetaceae
Exons: 1
Coding region: 1-2106 (701 amino acids)
Biological process (GO): protein autophosphorylation; actin cortical patch assembly; peptidyl-threonine phosphorylation
Cellular component (GO): cytoplasm
Molecular function (GO): ATP binding; protein serine/threonine kinase activity
Source: RefSeq, a predicted model, not a curated record
AUGAAUCAAGAUCAGUUACCUUUAUAUGUUCCAGAUACUGUUGUAACAGUAGGUUCGCAUACUGCUAAGAUCGUAAAAUAUUUAGCUAGUGGUGGUUAUGCUCAAGUUUAUUCUGCAUAUGUUACUCCAGUAGAUUAUUCCCCUGCUACUAAUAUUGCUUGUUUAAAAAGGGUGGUGGUACCGGACAAGAAAAGCCUUAAUGCUUUAAGGGCAGAGGUUGAUGCUUUAAAAGUUUUGAGAAAUAAAAAAUAUGUGGUUUCUUAUAUAGACUCUCAUGCUUCCAAACACUCAGGUCAUACUGGUUCUUAUGAAGUCUUCGUUUUGAUGGAAUACUGUUCUGGUGGUAGUUUAAUAGAUUUUUUAAAUACAAGAUUAAAGAAUAGAUUAAGAGAACAAGAAAUCUUACACAUCAUGACUCAAGUAGCUGUGGGUGUUGCACAAAUGCAUGAAUUACAACCUUCUUUAAUCCAUCGUGAUAUAAAGAUUGAGAACAUUCUAAUAUCUGAAAACGGCGAAUAUAAAGUAUGUGAUUUUGGAUCUGUUUGUGGUGUGAUACGACCACCAAGGUCUUAUGAAGAGAUGAAAUAUAUACAGCAUGAUAUAAUGAAAAAUACUACUGCACAAUAUAGAUCACCGGAAAUGUUAGAUCUAACUAAAGGUUACCAAAUAAACGAAAAAUCAGAUAUUUGGGCUUUAGGUGUAUUCCUAUUUAAAUUGUGUUAUUAUACAACCCCGUUUGAGAAGGAAGGUGAAAAGGCUAUUCUAAAAUCACAAUUUCAAUAUCCUGCCUAUCCAGUAUACAGUGAUUCAUUGAAAAAUGUUAUCCGGGUACUACUAUCAGUUGAUCCAUUCAAAAGACCUAAUAUAUGCCAACUGAUAGAGGAACUAAGUAGAUUACAAGGAAUAGUCCCACCGAUGAAAAACUUUUAUUUAUCAAGAGCAUUAGAGACUUCAAGUUUGAUGCAGCCAUUGCAGAAUAACUCAUAUAAAGUGCCUAUAUCCGACAUUCAAGACAAGCAUAAAAGACAAAUUCCAAAUAUUCAAUCUUCCCCAGAAAAAUUACCAUCUAUCCAAUCUACAUCUAAUGGUAUGACAACAAACAAAAUUCUAACGAGACAAACAUCUCCUGAUAUAGAGAAUCUAAAAAGUAAAAGUUCCAGUAAUUAUUAUAAAUCAGGAAAAAAUUACGGUUCCGAAGCUAUUACAAGUGGCUCCAUUGAAAAAGAUUCACAAUUUAAUAAUUCAAAUUUAUAUUCUGAAAAGCCAAAUCUAUAUUACAGAAGUAAAGACCAAUUAGAUACAUCAAAUAGAGAAAAUUCUACUAUUAAUGACGUACCAGGCCAAAUUGAAAAAUAUGGGGAUUGGUCGUCUGUAUACAGGAAAACUCGUAAUAGUACACUGCACAUUGGUAGAUCAAGAUCAUCUUCACUCGAUUCAACAUCUUCAUCAUCGUUGUCAGUUGAAUCAUAUACUGCAGAACCACUAUCUAAAAAUUCAACCGGUAUAAGUUUAGUAAGAACUUUAAGUAAAAAGCUGAAAAAUGUUAUUACUGGAGAAAAAAGAAGUGUCUCCCCAGUUAGAUCUCGUCAGAAUACUGGUGGAAGCAGCAGGUCAGUAUUCACCGUUCUUCAUGAAGGGUUCACAGGAGGUAAUAGUAGAAUUUCAUCUUCUGAGCAUACCAUUAGAGGUCCUUCAUCUAGUUCACACAAAAGUAGGGUUUCUUCUUCAACUAAGAAUUUUGAAGAAGGAUUUAUAAGGAAACAUGUUGAUAUAGUGGAGGAAAGUGCAGAACCUAAAGUUGGUAUAAAAUUAAAAACAACCAGGGAGGCUAAAGAUUCAAUCAAGAGACGUGUACGUGAGUUAUUACUAGUAUCAGAGGAUGAACAAUAUCACAGAACAGCUUCUGGAUACGGCAAAUAUACCGAUGUUCAAGAAAUUGUGACUAACAUUAUGACGCCACUAGUAAAAUCUACCCAGAAGACACCAAUUGACUCAAAAAAUAGUUCACCUCGGAAAAAACCUAUAUUACCUGCUAAACCUCUUCAUUUGAGAUCCCAGCCAAAGCAACAGACCGCAAUUCUAGCAGGAUCAAAGGUUGGAAUUUAA